CCUCCUCCUGCCCUGUUAUCUGAUCGGUCGAUGCAGAUCUAGAGUCAGUGUGUGUUUGUCAGCAGAAUGGCAUCUCUCAGCCUCCUGCUGCUCAGCGCCGCUCUGAUUCACAUCGCACAGUCUCUUCCUGCUGGUCGUGGGAGGGGGCGUGGCCUGGAUGUCUCAGUGGGCGGAGCCACACGUCAGCGCAGAGAUGUUCACAACAUGCUGCCAUAUGAGGACCACAUGAUGUCAUACCGGGCCACACAGGAGGGAGGCGGAGCUAACGACCUGUACUACCAGACCAACGACUGGAGGGGGCGGGGCUUGGACCAGGCCCUGCAGCGAUUGGUGGAGAGGGACCAGAGGCGGGAACAGGAAGAGGAGCAGCGAGCAGCGUACCUGGCCGCUUUGCUCCGCCUACUGACUGAGGCCGAGCGCGUGGGAUUGGUCGGUCCUGAGGAUGUGGAGGUGGUGGAGGAGGAGGAUGAAGAGGAGGACGAUCAGGGGCCUCAGAGGGACUUCCAGGGACCAGCUCCUCCAGAUUAUGACGAGACGGGGCGGGGCCUCAGCAUGGGGAGGCCCCGGGCCGCCUGGUGGGGCCUCAUGGAGCCCCAGCUGGCUCAGGCCCUGCUGGACAGAAUGGAGCCGCAGCUCGCCCAGGUGCUGGUGGAGAGAGCGAGGCAGGAGAGACUUCAGCAGACGGGACGGGUUCCACCAGGACUGAACCGAGACGGAGACCAGGACACCCUGAGACGUCUGGUUGCUAGGAUACUGUCGAGCAUCGGCCCUAACAACGCCGCGGUGAUGACGUCUGGUCGCAGAAUGAGGAGGGACCUGUCCGUUGCCGCACCUGAACCUGCGAGCUCCGCCCACAGGAGAACCCGCCGUUCCCUUGACGACCUGGCUCCGCCUUCACCUAGCAACGACCCCCCUCUGCUUAGGGUGAAGAGGCUUGAGGAUGAGGAGGAGGCGGAGUUAGAGGAGGAGAAGCUCCACCCACAGGUGGGGCUGCAGAGGAUGAAACGAAUCGAUACGGAAGAGGAACUGAAUCAUGGGAGUCGUAGGCGCAGGAGGAGAGCUGCCCUGAACUACGACCCCCAAGUACUCAUAGAUCAGAUGUUAGAGUACAUGAGGGAGUAAGGAGAGAGGAGAGGAGGCAAGGGGAGGAGUCAAGGGGAGGAGACAAGGGGAGGAGACAAGGGAGGAGUCAAGGAGAGCAGAAGUGUAUCUGUUGUGUCUUUUCAGGGUUUCUUUCUGUUUUUGCUGCUUUUUGGUGAAAAUGUACCAGAUCAGUCAUUUGUUGUUAAAAAGAAGUGAUGGAGGAGACGUGAGCGGACCAGAAACACUUUCAUUUAAAUUCCUCAGAAGAUCUUUAGUAGUUUUAAUUUUGGAAAGUAUGAAA
Messenger RNA from Sphaeramia orbicularis (orbiculate cardinalfish), 1384 nucleotides. It is a transcript of the gene pcsk1nl, whose product is annotated as proprotein convertase subtilisin/kexin type 1 inhibitor, like. The coding region runs from base 67 to 1122 and encodes 351 amino acids. The record is from RefSeq and is a predicted model, not a curated record. Gene Ontology annotation, biological process: negative regulation of endopeptidase activity. Gene Ontology annotation, molecular function: endopeptidase inhibitor activity. The transcript is spliced from 5 exons. NCBI's taxonomy places the organism in Eukaryota, Metazoa, Chordata, Actinopteri, Kurtiformes, Apogonidae.